AUGUCCGAGGCAUUGUGCGGGCCGUCGAACCCGCUACAGCAGUUCAAGCAGCAAACCUCCCUUGACCGCACUCUUCAGCAGGACCGUCUGCUCUCACACCGUUCGCCUGCCUAUGGCUUCCGAUCCCCUGAUCCCAAUGCUGGCGUGCUAGAUGCAGAGUUUGAGGCUUUUCAGGCAGGCGUACCAUUGUCCGACCUCCCACAGCUGCAAUCGUUCCACCGCCAGCAGCCAGACUUCACCGGGCCAGCGCAAACGCCGUCAUGGGCCGCCGACUUCCAACGCAUGCAUAUUGCGCCUCCACCUAUGCAGCAGCAGCAUCUGCAGCAAGCAGCUCCAAGUACAGCAGGCUGGGCGCAGGGUUUCAGAAACCACAUUGACCAAUAUGCGCCGAGAGCCCAACAGUCCGCUCCCGUUUCCCCGUUGGCGUUCCAGCAGAGAGCACGCUUUGGCUACUCUGGCUUUCAGAACGACUUGGCCCAAACUACGCCGUUUCAGGCGACGCAGCAGUCGAAAGGCAAGGAGCCUGUGUAUGAGCAGUUCGACGAAGCCGCCUUUGAGCGCGCAUUCGAUCUAGCGCGAGACGAUGUUGAGCUUAACUUCGGGGCAGAGAGUGUCAUGAUGGGGUCGAGCCAGAGCGAGGUUUUGGAGGCAGAUGACACUCGUCUGGUACGAGACGAGACUUCGAGGCCUGACCUUGGGCGAGAUCAGCUUCCUGAUGGACUUGGCCAUUACCACAACGAUGUCCCUUAUGCACUAGAGCAGCAGGAUCACAGCGAGAAGACAGAGCAGCCUUCUCCAUACCAGGACGACGAUGCACUAGCCGCCACCGCACAGGAGCUGCUAGAGAAGGUGGAGCACAACACAACGGACAAGUUUCGCAACAGCCAAUUCCUGGGCUUGAUGCGCAAACUACGCGAUCGUGAAAUGAGAGUGGAAGGGGACAAGAUGGUGGAGACGAAUGUCAGUACGGGCUCAUCUCUUCCCAAACCUCCCCUCACGCACUCGCCCCACGAUUCAGGCUACGUGUCCGGCUCCUCGUCGCCACUCAGCUUGGAUAGCUACCACUUUGACACGCACAUUUGCAAAAUCCCUGGUUGUGACGUCGAUCACACUUUCGACCAUUGGGAGUCGCCGGCCGCUUCUACCGCGUCCCCGGAAUCCGUACUGAAGGGUACUAGCACGUUGACGCCGCUUUUCGAUAACACCGAGCAGCGACCAAGCCCUUUAGCUCUACCCACCGCCUCCGAAGCAGCUGUCGAUACCCGGCCGCCUGACUACGGCAUUCCCGCGCACGAGCAAGACGCGGAUCCUGGCCGGAUCCACCCCGCAGACGGGCAAGCGGUGGUAGAUCUCUUGAACGACCGAGCUGCCGAUAUAGGUACGUGGCCAGAUGACACCCUGUCUGACAGCGCGCCGCAUUCUCCAUUAGAGGACGGGCGUCCUCCAUUCUACGGAGACCUCCGGGCGCUGCAUGGCGAGAGGAGCGUCAACAGUGACCUCAGCGAUAUGCUGUACGGGCAUGACGGUUCGCUCGAGGCGCCCGUGCGAUGGGUGAAGGAGCCUGUUUAUGGGUCAUCCAAGGAGUAAGACUCACCUUACGAAGGUCAAAGGCUGAAAUUACGGUGAUGCGACAGGCGAGUUGUAUGACCCAUUCUACGCCGAGGCCGCCGGAUGGCCUGUGAACGUGUGAUCGGGCUAGCCCGACCA
Messenger RNA from Baudoinia panamericana UAMH 10762, 1707 nucleotides. RefSeq lists its product as uncharacterized. Gene Ontology annotation, biological process: protein import into peroxisome matrix, docking. The transcript is spliced from 2 exons. The coding region runs from base 1 to 1587 and encodes 528 amino acids. NCBI's taxonomy places the organism in Eukaryota, Fungi, Ascomycota, Dothideomycetes, Mycosphaerellales, Teratosphaeriaceae. Gene Ontology annotation, cellular component: cytosol; peroxisomal membrane. The record is from RefSeq and is a predicted model, not a curated record.